CGGGGCGAGGCGGCGCAUCCCCGGGAUGGAAGGGCCUGGAGCUUCGAUGCCGCUGGGCCUGGGCAGCCCGUGUGAAUGGUGGUCGGCUUCGGUCCUGAGAGUUGGGACCAUACUUCUCCGCGCGAAGGGAAACUCUGGCGGCUCCGCCUGUAACGCGAUUGGGAGACAGAGGAGGUGGAGCUGCUCCUCCGCGCCCCCUCCUCGCCAACGCCGCCGCAGCCGCCUCAGCCCGGGACCGGCCGGCCUCUUCCCCGCCCUCCCAGGACCACUGGUGGGGUCCUUGCUCUGGUCGGGGAGGAGGGAGGAGGGUCGGGGAAAAGUCGACGGGGAGGUCGAGGCUUCCCCUACGUAGUAACAGCCCUUCCAGGCUGCGCUCGGCGCAACUGACAAAAGGCAGCCUGUGAUCCCCCUGCCACGCACCCCCAGAGGGGAAGCCCCAGCCCCCCAUCCGCCGUAUAUAUACUGACGGUGGGUGACUGAUGAGCACUCCUUGAGUCCUCACCGGUAAAUGGUGGACCCUCACCCCCACCCCCACCCCACCUCGACACAAACAACAGGGUAAGCACUGUGCACUCUUGCGCUGUCAAUUAGUAACUUCUCUUGGGUGGACCCUGGGAGCAGAGCGAGGGCAGAAAGGAAAGGCCGGUUUCCCACUCUAAUCCCCGCGACUCGGUAAAUGAGGGCUGGGAUAUGAACCCUCUCCCAGUUUGAAGGGCAGAGUUUAUAAGCCCUCUUGGUUGGUGAGGACAGCCCCAGGAGGGCGGGGAGAGGUGCUUGCUCUUUGCAGACAGAAGUUAGGCAGCCUUGGGCCCUGCUGAAGCGGUCCAGAGAAAGGUGGGCCCAGAAGAGCUAGGCUUUGGCUGUGACUCUGGCUGGGGUUUGAGAUCUGGGGAAUGGGCAAGAGAUCCUAGCUGUGUAAGUUGGGGACCUGAGGCCCAGCUCCAAACCAGCCUUUUCAGCCUGCUCUGGCCUCGUCAUUAAUAAAAGUGGGGCUGACCCUGUGUCAUCCUUCAAGAAGCCAGGUGGCUUGGAGAGGAUUGUGGGUUCCAUAUCUCCCCUGUUGGCUGGGUUUUCUUGGCUGUGAAAUGAGGGUUCUUUCAACAUGUAAGGAGCACCUGCUCUGUGCUAACGUUUGUCCUGGUUACUGGAGCCUCUGAAUCAAAAGUCACAUUCCCUGCCUUUAAGGAGUUUCAAGAGUGGGAGUGUGGAACAAGGAGAAGAGUGGCCUUGGUUGGUGCCUCUAAUGCCAGGCACACACCAUAUCACGUUUAAUGGUCAGAGCAGUCCCGCCUCCCAUUCUCCAGAUAGGAAACCUGAAGCUUAGAGAGCCCAAGGCAGAGCUGCAAUAUACACGAGGGUGGUGGCUGGGGAUGUCCACUGGCCAUGUGUAGUGGGCUCCUCAGGAGCAUGAGGGGACAGGGAAGCCUUCCCUGGGAGGUGAUGGUUGGGCACCAGAGUUAAUGGGAUAGAGAGGGAGUGGGCACGGAGGAGUGUGAAACAGCCUGCAGUUCAGGCUGGCAGGAACGAAGAGCAUGUGCGGGGGAGCACUGGCAUGGAUCGCACAGGAGAGCAUGUGGACUGGAGGGCUUGACCUUUAUACUCCAGCCCCUGGGGUGCCCCAAAGACUCUGGAAGGAGGGAUGUACUCCGAUACAUCGCUUGAAGUUCCCCUGAGGUGGGAGGGGGUAAGCUGGAGGGGCUGGGAGCUGCUCUAUGGCCGGUGGCAGAGGUUAAGUGAAAUAUGUGCCCUUCUUCUUUUUGUCCUCCUCCUACCCAUGGUAUGUGGGGAAGGGCGAGGGUUGCUCGGCCCUGUGGCAGUGAUUGAAGAAGCCUGACACUUUUCCCAGCGUGAGUCGGUCUCCAGUAUCCUAUGUGGCCUUGCCAGGAGCUGUUCUGAUCCUGCCCAUCCGCUUCCUGUGGGCCACUCGACCCAGCUGGGAUUUUACAUUUAGGGAUUGUCCUGGUUGCUGCCCUUUGAGGGCUGGAGAACUUUGGCUUGAAGUAGGCGCUGAGCAAAUGUUUGUAAGCGAAUGCUGGGUCAGACCCUCUGCCCAAGGCACAUCCCUAGGCGGGAGGUGGUAGGAGGGACUGAGCAGUGGCUGAGCAUGGGAGAUGGCCUCUGCCCAUCCUCAGGCAGACCCUGUCUUCCCAGAGGAAGAAACUUUCUCCCCCCAUCCCUUGGAAACAAGGUGGGGGGUUCCUGGGAAGCCUGGCCUUGCCACAGUCCUGGGCUUCUCGCCGGGUUCACGACUCUCCCUGCCGGCCCCCUCCUCCUACCCCCUCAGUGGCAAACAGAGGCUGCCUUGUUCCUGCUCCCAUAGAGCUGCCCUGUUCUCUGCACACUAAAAAUGGAAACCCCCAAGCUAUUUUGGGAGCACUGCCCAGCCAGGCCGUGGCCACAGUACUCUGCUUCCACCGGGCUGCUGGACCCUCCUCCAAGCCUUACGCCCAGCCCUGCUCACUCUGGGCCAGCCUCAGGAGCACCCUGCCGGGAGCCUUGGCUGGAAGGAGCCAACCUGGACCCUGGGAAGCUCUGGGAACAGAGUGAACAGGCAGACUGGCAGCUGGAUGGUGGGAGGGGCUGGGCCAUGCCGCCUGGGCACAGGCAAGUAGGGGAAGUGUCUCAGCUUGGGAUGCAUGCCCUGUCCUCUGUGCUUUACCAAUCUUGGUGCUCCUGGCUGGAGACCAUCCAGGUCUGGGAAAGGUGGCUGGUCUCACCUGGCUUCAGGUGGAGCCUGCAAGGAUGGGUCUGUGAGGAGAGCAGGCACUCAAGGUCUGCGAAGGUCCUGGGGAUGUGGGGCACAUCUAGUAUGGUGACUUCCUUUAGGACAAUCCCCCCUGCCCCCCACCCUCCAGCCCUGCUCUGCUCUGCCCUGCAGGAGAGGAGAUAGCAAGAGAUGGCCUGGCUUCUGCAGCCCUCUAGGACUUAGGGCUCAAACCAGGGAAGUGUGCGUGAGUCUGUGUGUGUGGGGUCUGAAAGUGGGUGGUGGUGUGUAUGUCUUGGGUGGGUGGGUGCAUGUGAUGUGCCUGUGUGGAGUGCAUGUUUCUUUGUGUAAAAAGUUUGUCUCUGUGGACGUGUCUUUGUGCAGGUGUCUAAGUGCAGGUGGGUAGCGUGUCUGUGUGGGACGUUUGCCUGUAUUUCUGGGUAUGUGUCUCUGUGCGCUAUGCACAGGCAGUAUGUGCAUGCAUCUGUGUGUGUGCUCGUGCUCAUGUGUUUGUGUGUGGGUGUGUGCAUCCAGGGUGGGUGGUAUGUAUGCUUCUUGGUGUGUGCGAGCAUGUGUCUGCUUAUGUGCUGGUGGUGGUUUGGGCCUAGGCUAGCCCCGGGCCUGUGUGGAGGGUAUGUACCAGGGUACCCUGAUAGGGGAGAGUUUGGGCAGAGGAUGAGGAUGGGAGAGUGCCGAGAACGGGCUGCAGGGGGCACAGGACUAAAGUGGGGGCCUGACUGGGCCCUGCCAGCCGUGCAGCUCCUUCCUAGCUGCCCUUUCCCAGGCCCUGAGGGUGCUUGGUUCUGCUGCCCUCCCCCUCUCUGUGGGCUCUGAGGAGGCGUCCCUGUGGAAUGUGUUUGGUGGCCGAGGGCCAGGCUGGGCCCAGCUCCACCAGCAGACUGGGCAGCCGGGAGAGGUGACUCUCACACGGGGCAUGCUGUUGUCUCCUGAUCCAGCUGGCCUUGCCAGGUGACCAUGCCUGCCCUCGGCCCAGCUCUUCUCCAGGCACUCUGGGCCGGGUGGGUCCUCACCCUCCAGCCCCCUCCACCGACUGCUUUCACUCCCAAUGGUACGCAUCUGCAGCACCUGGCGCGGGAUCCCACCUCAGGCACCCUCUACCUAGGAGCCACCAACUUCCUGUUCCAGCUGAGCCCUGAACUGCAGCUGGAGGCCACUGUGUCCACUGGCCCUGUGCUAGACAGCAGGGACUGUCUGCCACCUGUGACACCUGAUGAGUGCCCUCAGGCCCAGCCCACCAACAACCCAAACCAGCUGCUCCUGGUGAGCCCUGGGGCCCUGGUGGUGUGUGGCAGUGUGCACCAGGGGGUCUGUGAACAGCGGCGCCUGGGGCAGCUCGGGCAGCUGUUGCUGCGGCCAGAGCGACCUGGGGACACCCAGUAUGUGGCUGCCAACGACCCUGCCGUCACCACGGUGGGACUGGUGGCCCAGGGCUUGGCUGGGGAGCCCCUCCUCUUUGUGGGGCGGGGCUACACCAGCAGGGGUGUGGGGGGAGGCAUCCCUCCCAUCACUACCCGCGCCUUAAGGCCGCUGGACCCCCAGGCUGCCUUCUCUUACGAGGAGACGGCCAAGCUAGCUGUGGGCCGCCUCUCCGAGUACAGCCACCACUUUGUGAGCGCCUUUGCACGCGGGGCCAGUGCCUACUUCCUGUUUCUCCGGCGGGACCUGCAGGCUCAGUCUCGAGCUUUCCGUGCCUAUGUGUCCCGUGUGUGCCUCCGGGACCAGCACUACUACUCCUACGUGGAGUUGCCUCUGGCCUGUCAGGGGAGCCGCUACGGGCUGAUCCAGGCUGCAGCUGUCGCCAUGUCCGCGGAGGUGGCCCAGGGGGAGGUGCUCUUUGCAGCCUUCUCCUCGGCCGCUCCCCCCACUGUGGGCCGGCCCCCGUUGGCAGCUGCCGGGGCAUCUGGAGCCUCUGCCCUCUGUGCCUUCCCUCUGGAUGAGGUGGAUCGCCUUGCUAAUCGCACACGUGAUGCCUGCUACACUCGGGAGGGCCGCGCUGAGGAUGGGGCCGAGGUGGCCUACAUUGAGUAUGAUGUCAAUUCCGACUGUGCUCAGCUGCCCGUGGACACCCUGGAUGCUUACCCUUGUGGCUCAGACCACACGCCCAGCCCCAUGGCCAGCCGUGUCCCCCUGGAAGCCACGCCAGUUCUGGAGUGGCCAGGGGUUCAGCUAACAGCCGUGGCGAUCACUGUGGAAGAUGGACACACCAUUGCUUUCCUGGGUGACAGUCAAGGGCAGCUGCAUAAGGUCUACUUGGGCCCAGGGAGUGAUGGCCACCCGUACUCCACACGGAUCAUCCAGCAGGGGUCUGCGGUGAGCAGAGACCUCAUCUUUGAUGGGGCCUUCGAGCACCUGUACGUCAUGACCCAGAGCACGCUUCUCAAGGUUCCUGUGGCCUCCUGUGCUCAGCACCUGGACUGUGCAUCUUGCCUGGCUCACAGGGACCCGUACUGUGGGUGGUGUGUGCUCCUCGGCAGGUGCAGUCGCCAUUCCGAGUGCUCUCGGGGCCAGGGCUUAGAGCGGUGGCUGUGGAGCUUCCAGCCUGAGGUGGGCUGUCUGCAAGUGGCAACCUUGAGUCCUGCUAACAUCAGCCGUGAGGAGAGGAGGGAGGUUUUCUUGUCGGUACCCGAUCUGCCACCCCUGUGGCCAGGGGAGUCUUAUUCCUGCCACUUUGGGGAAUACCAGAGUCCUGCCCUGCUGACCAGUUCUGGUGUGAUGUGCCCCUCCCCAGACCCUAGUGAGGCUCCAGAGCUGCCGAGAGAAGCUGACCACGUCUCCGUGAGCCUGGAGCUCAGGUUUGGCACCGUCGUGAUUGCCGAGGCUUCCCUCUCCUUCUAUGACUGCAUGGCCGUCACCUUGCUCCGCCCGUCUGCACAGUGCCAGGCCUGCGUGAGAAGCCUCUGGGGGUGUAACUGGUGCGUCUGGCAGCACCUGUGCACGCACAAGGCCUUAUGUGAUGCUGGGCCCAUGGUGGUCAGCCGACAGAGCCCGCCCCUCUCCCCAGCCCCUCCUGCAAGAGACGCACCCACCUCCUUCCCACCCACAGCCCCCAGGGCCACGGUCGCCCUGACUCCUGACGCCCUUCCUGUGGACACUCCUUCCACAGCCACAGCCUUGGAUGUCCCCCCCGGGGCCAGGCCUUCCCUGCUCAGCCCCCGGGGGCCGUGGGCAGGUCCCGGCCCCACACCUGCCUCGGCUUCCACGGGCUCACCUCUCCACAAGGCCCCUCCUCCUCCCAGCCCCCGCCAGAGGCCUGGAACCGCUGUCCCUGCCCCUACAGCCUUCGGACCCAUGGCCACUGCCGAGGACCUCUUGGCCUCCCACCCAUCGCCCUCAGAUGCAGCAGCACUGCCCCCCGCCCUUGCAGAGCCUGGCCCCGAGGCUCUCCCCUCUGCGGUACCCCUGGACCAGCCCCCCAGCACGGCUCCCGCCACCACUUUCCCAGGGGCCGCUGGCUCCACGAAGCCUGCUCUGGACUGGCUCAUGAGAGAAGGCGGCGAGCUGCCCGAGGCGGAUGAGUGGACAGGGGGUGACACGCCCGCCUUCUCCACUUCCACCCUCCUCUCAGGUGAUGGAGACUCUGCUGAGCACGAGGGCCCUCCCGCCCCCCUCAUCCUCCUGUCCAGCCUUGACUACCAGUACGACACCCCUGGGCUCUGGGAGCUGGAGGAGAUGACCUUGGGGGCAGGCUCCUGCCCUUGUGUGGAGAGUGUGCAGGGCUCCAGCCUGAUGCCGGUCCACGUGCAGCGAGAAGUGCGACUGCUGGGCAGGAACCUGCGCCUCUUCCAGGACAGCCCAGGCGACCAUGAGUGUGUGAUGGAGCUGGAGGGCCACGAGGUGGUGGUUGAGGCCCGGGUCGAAUGCGAGCUGCCUCCAGAUACCCGGUGCCAUGUCACCUGCCAGCAGCACCAGCUCAGCUAUGAGGCUCUACAGCCAGAGCUCCGCGUGGGGCUGUUUCUGCGUCGGGCUGGCCAUCUGCGUGUGGACAGUGUGGAUGGGCUGCACGUGGUGCUGUAUGAUUGUUCCGUGGGACACGAGGACUGCAGCCGCUGCCAAACUGCCAUGCCCCAGUACGGCUGUGUGUGGUGCAAGGGGAAGCAUCCACGCUGUGUGGCCCAGGAGGCCUGUGGCGAGGCUGAGGCUGUGGUCACCCAGUGCCCAGCACCCCUCAUCCACUCGGUGGAGCCACUGACUGGGCCUGUAGACGGAGGCACCCGUGUCACCAUCAGGGGCUCCAACCUGGGCCAACACGUGCAGGACGUGCAGGACACGGUCAGGGUGGCUGGAGUGCCCUGUGCUGUGGACGCUCAGGAGUACGAGGUGUCCAGCAGCCUUGUGUGUAUCACUGGGGCCAGCGGGGAGGAGGUGGCAGGCGCUGUGACGGUGGAGGUGCCAGGAAGAGGACGCGGCGUCUCAGAGCAUGACUUUGCCUACCAGGACCCAAAGGUGCAUUCCAUCUUCCCGGCCCGAGGCCCCAGAGCCGGGGGCACCAACCUCACCGUGCAUGGCUCCAAGCUUCUGACCGGGCGGCUGGAGGACAUCCGAGUGGUAGUUGGAGACCAGCCUUGUCACCUGCUGCUGGAGCAGCAGGCGGAGCAACUGCGGUGUGAGACCAGCCCACACCCCACGCCUGCCACACUCCCCGUGGCUGUGUGGUUUGGGGCUGCUGAGCGGAGGCUUCAUCACAGCCAGUUCGAGUACACAUCAGAUCCCAAUGUCACCUCUGCUGGCCCCGCCAAGAGCUUCCUCAGUGGAGGACGUGAGAUAUGGGUCCGUGGCCAGAAUUUGGACGUGGUGCAGACACCAAGAAUCCGAGUGACUGUGGCCACGAGAGCGCCAGGACCAGGCCAGGGGCUUGGGUGGAGGCACCGCGUGAUCCCAGAGACGGCGUGCUCCCCCGGAGCCUCCUGUGGCGGCCUGCACUUUGAGGAGCCUUGCCACGUGAACAACUCCCAGCUCAUCACGUGCCGCACACCGGCCCUCCCAGGCCUGCCUGAGGACCCCUGGGUCCGUGUGGAAUUCAUCCUUGAAAACCUGGUCUUUGACUUUGCAACACUGAACCCCACACCCUUCUCCUAUGAGGCCGACCCCACUCUGCAGCCGCUCAACCCCGAGGACCCCACCGCACCAUUCCGGCACAAGCCUGGGAGUGUGCUCUCUGUGGAGGGGGAGAAUCUGGACCUUGCAAUGUCCAAGGAGGAGGUGGUGGCCAUGAUAGGGGACGGCCCCUGCAUGGUGAAGACGCUGACCCGGCACCACCUGUACUGCGAGCCCCCCGUGGAGCAGCCCCUACCCCGGCACCAUGCCCUCCGGGAGGUGCCUGAUGCUUUGCCUGAGUUCACGGUGCAGAUGGGGAACCUACGCUUCUCCUUGGGCCACGUGCAGUACGAUGGCGAGAGCCCUGUGGCUUUCCCCAUGGCAGCCCAGGUGGGCUUGGGGGUGGGCACCUCUCUUCUGGCUCUGGGUGUCAUCAUCAUUGUCCUCAUGUACAGGAGGAAGAGCAAGCAGGCUCUGAGGGACUAUAAGAAGGUGCAGAUCCAGCUGGAGAAUCUGGAGAGCAGCGUGCGGGACCGCUGCAAGAAGGAGUUCACAGACCUUAUGACCGAGAUGACCGAUCUUACCAGUGACCUUCUGGGCAGCGGCAUCCCCUUCCUCGACUACAAGGUGUAUGCCGAGAGGGUCUUCUUCCCUGGGCACCAGGAGUCACCCUUGCACCGGGACUUGGGCGUGCCUGAGAGCAGGCGACCCACUGUGGAACAAGGGCUGGGGCAGCUCUCCAACCUGCUUAACAGCAAGCUCUUCCUCAUCAAGUUCAUCCACACCCUGGAGAGCCAGCGCACCUUCUCAGCUCGGGACCGCGCCUACGUGGCAUCUCUGCUCACCGUGGCACUGCACGGGAAGCUUGAGUACUUCACUGACAUCCUGCGCACCCUGCUCAGUGACCUGGUGGCCCAGUACGUGGCCAAGAACCCCAAGCUGAUGCUGCGCAGGACAGAGACCGUGGUGGAGAAGCUGCUCACCAACUGGAUGUCUAUCUGCCUCUACACUUUCGUGAGGGACUCGGUAGGGGAGCCUCUGUACAUGCUUUUCCGUGGAAUUAAGCAUCAAGUGGACAAGGGGCCGGUAGACAGCGUGACUGGCAAAGCCAAAUACACCCUGAAUGACAACCGCCUGCUCCGAGAGGACGUGGAGUACCGUCCCCUGACCUUGAAUGCACUACUGGCUGUGGGGCCUGGAGCGGGAGAAGCCCAGGGCGUGCCUGUGAAGGUCCUGGACUGUGACACCAUCUCCCAGGCCAAGGAAAAGAUGUUGGACCAGCUUUAUAAAGGAGUGCCUCUUGCCCAGCGGCCAGACCCCCGCACCCUGGACGUCGAAUGGCGGUCUGGGGUGGCCGGGCAUCUCAUUCUUUCUGACGAGGACGUGACUUCUGAGGUCCAGGGUCUGUGGAGGCGCCUGAACACCCUGCAGCAUUAUAAGGUCCCAGACGGAGCAACUGUGGCCCUCGUCCCCUGCCUCACCAAGCAUGUCCUCCGGGAAAGCCAGGAUUACGUCCCUGGAGAGAGUCUUGGUACAGGGACCCCAAUGCUGGAGGAUGUGGACGAGGGGGGCAUCCGGCCCUGGCACCUGGUGAAGCCAAGCGAGGAGCCGGAGCCGCCCAGGCCUCGGAGGGGCAGCCUCCGGGGCGGGGAGCGGGAGCGAGCCAAGGCCAUCCCUGAGAUCUACCUGACCCGCCUGCUGUCCAUGAAGGGCACCCUGCAGAAGUUUGUGGAUGACCUGUUCCAGGUGAUUCUCAGCACCAGCCGUCCCGUGCCGCUCGCUGUGAAGUACUUCUUUGACCUGCUGGAUGAGCAGGCCCAGCAGCAUGGCAUCUCGGACCAGGACACCGUCCAUAUAUGGAAGACCAACAGCUUGCCGCUGAGGUUCUGGAUCAAUAUCAUAAAAAACCCGCAGUUUGUGUUCGACGUGCAGACAUCUGAUAACAUGGAUGCAGUGUUCCUGGUCAUUGCACAGACCUUCAUGGAUGCCUGCACCCUGGCUGACCACAAGCUGGGCCGGGACUCUCCCAUCAACAAACUUCUGUAUGCUCGGGAUAUUCCCCGGUACAAACGGAUGGUGGAAAGGUACUAUGCAGACAUCAGACAGACCAUCCCCGCCAGUGAUCAAGAGAUGAACUCCAUCCUGGCCGAGCUGUCCCGGAACUACUCUGGAGACCUGGGGGUGCGAGUGGCCCUGCACGAACUCUACAAGUAUAUCAACAAAUACUAUGACCAGAUCAUCACUGCCCUGGAGGAAGAUGGCACGGCCCAGAAGAUGCAGCUGGGCUAUCGGCUCCAGCAGAUCGCAGCGGCUGUAGAAAACAAGGUCACAGAUCUGUAGGGACUUGGAGAGCCCCUGGCCUGCUGUGCCUCAGCCCCGCCUGGGCAGCCCCGGAACCACGAGGGAGAGACCACCUUCUUAGAUGCCUGUAGUGCCUGCCCAGCGGAGUUAGUGGAAGGUGGCUCCAAGUCUCCUGGUGGCUCUGGCCUGGGCCCUGCUGGACAUCUCGCAGGCGUGGGGCCUUGAGGCUGAUGGAGUGGUGACCCUGAGGCCAGUGACCCUGCGGGCUACUUUCUGUGUGAUGUUAGUCUGAGGGAAACGGGGGACUAAGGGCUUCCAGAGAGUGGCUGGAAGGGCCUCCAGCCCCUGGGGAGACUGUACUGCUCCUGAACACUGGCCUUUAUCCCAGGGGAUUCAGAGAGGAAGGAGGAGAGCCCCCACUUCCUGUCCCGCCCUCCUCCUCCACCAUCCCUGACCUCAUUAGCCGCCACUGGCCAUGUUGCUGCUGCCAUUUUCCUAGGUCCGAGAGAUGAAUGCCUUUACUAGGCUGCUGCAAACUGACCUCUCAGCAGGGCUGGCUGCUUCUGGGCCACCCUGCCACCGAGGCAGCCAGGAGUGAGGGGUGUCUGCUGCAGGGGGGCCUCGGGGAGAAUGGUGGCCCUAGUGACCUGGCUCUUCAUUAAAGGAUAACACACUG
This is a messenger RNA of Orcinus orca (killer whale), 10736 nucleotides long. RefSeq names its product plexin B1 (gene PLXNB1). Gene Ontology annotation, biological process: positive regulation of axonogenesis; regulation of cell shape; semaphorin-plexin signaling pathway involved in axon guidance. Gene Ontology annotation, cellular component: semaphorin receptor complex. The coding region runs from base 3680 to 10099 and encodes 2139 amino acids. The record is from RefSeq and is a predicted model, not a curated record. Lineage: Eukaryota; Metazoa; Chordata; Mammalia; Artiodactyla; Delphinidae. Gene Ontology annotation, molecular function: semaphorin receptor activity; protein binding. The transcript has 38 exons.